Molecule: messenger RNA, 4703 nt
Organism: Physeter macrocephalus (sperm whale)
Lineage: Eukaryota; Metazoa; Chordata; Mammalia; Artiodactyla; Physeteridae
Gene: PAPOLA
Product: poly(A) polymerase alpha
Exons: 24
Coding region: 1138-2607 (489 amino acids)
Cellular component (GO): nucleus
Molecular function (GO): RNA binding; poly(A) RNA polymerase activity
Source: RefSeq, a predicted model, not a curated record
UGGUAGCGCUCGGGCGCCAUGUUAGGACGAAGGGGAAGGAGGAGAAGCGCUUAAAGCGGCGGGAGCGGGUGCGGGAGUGGGGUUGCUCCCAGGGCUGAGGCAGGCGCCCCCCCCUCCCUCCCGCCUCAGUGGAUCAUGCCCAGGGCGGCAGCGGCGGCGGUUGCGGGGGGGAAGUGACUGGGCGGUGCCGGCGCAGGAGACGAUGCCGUUCAGAGUAGAGGCCUAAAUCGUGAGACUGCAUUUCUUCCAUUUUUGAAGAUUCAAGGUUCCCCGGACCAGGGAUUGAACCGGCAUACCCUGCAUUGCAAGACGGAUUCUUAACUACUGGACCACCUGGGAUGUACCCAUUAAGUGUUACUGUGAUUUAUCUGAUUACUUCUAAAGAAGAAUAUCAAUCCAGUUACAACGCAGGGAUCACAGCAAACACAGCCGCCACAGAAGCACUAUGGCAUUACCUCUCCCAUCAGCUUAGCAGCCCCCAAGGAGACUGACUGCCUACUUACCCAGAAACUAAUUGAGACUCUGAAGCCUUUUGGCGUUUUUGAAGAGGAAGAGGAACUGCAGCGCAGGAUUUUAAUUUUGGGAAAAUUAAAUAACCUGGUAAAAGAGUGGAUACGAGAAAUCAGUGAAAUCAAGAAUCUUCCACAAUCUGUAAUUGAAAAUGUUGGUGGAAAAAUAUUUACAUUUGGAUCUUAUAGAUUAGGAGUUCAUACAAAAGGUGCCGAUAUUGACGCGCUGUGUGUUGCACCAAGACAUGUUGAUCGGAGUGACUUUUUCACCUCGUUCUAUGAUAAGUUGAAAUUACAGGAAGAAGUAAAAGAUUUAAGAGCUGUUGAAGAGGCAUUUGUACCAGUUAUCAAACUGUGUUUUGAUGGGAUAGAGAUUGAUAUUUUGUUUGCAAGAUUAGCACUGCAGACUAUUCCAGAAGACUUGGACUUAAGAGAUGACAGUCUGCUUAAAAAUUUAGAUAUAAGAUGCAUAAGAAGUCUUAACGGUUGCAGGGUAACCGAUGAAAUUUUACAUCUAGUACCAAACAUUGACAACUUCAGGUUAACCCUGAGAGCUAUCAAACUGUGGGCCAAACGCCACAACAUCUAUUCCAAUAUAUUAGGUUUCCUCGGUGGUGUUUCCUGGGCUAUGCUAGUAGCAAGAACUUGCCAGCUUUAUCCAAAUGCAAUAGCAUCAACUCUUGUACAUAAAUUUUUCUUGGUAUUUUCUAAAUGGGAAUGGCCAAAUCCAGUCCUAUUGAAACAGCCUGAAGAAUGCAAUCUUAAUUUGCCUGUAUGGGACCCAAGGGUAAACCCCAGUGAUAGGUACCAUCUUAUGCCUAUAAUUACACCAGCAUACCCACAACAGAACUCCACGUACAAUGUGUCCGUUUCAACACGGAUGGUCAUGGUUGAGGAGUUUAAACAAGGUCUUGCUAUCACAGAUGAAAUUUUGCUGAGUAAGGCAGAGUGGUCCAAACUUUUUGAAGCUCCAAACUUCUUUCAAAAGUACAAGCAUUAUAUUGUACUUCUAGCAAGUGCACCAACUGAAAAACAACGCCUAGAAUGGGUGGGCUUGGUGGAAUCAAAAAUCCGAAUCCUGGUUGGAAGUUUGGAGAAGAAUGAAUUUAUUACACUGGCUCAUGUGAAUCCCCAGUCAUUUCCAGCACCCAAAGAAAAUCCUGACAAGGAAGAAUUUCGCACGAUGUGGGUGAUUGGGUUAGUGUUUAAAAAAACAGAAAACUCUGAAAACCUCAGUGUUGAUCUCACCUACGAUAUUCAGUCUUUCACAGAUACAGUUUAUAGGCAAGCAAUAAACAGCAAGAUGUUUGAGGUGGACAUGAAAAUUGCUGCAAUGCAUGUAAGGAGAAAGCAACUCCAUCAACUACUGCCUAAUCAUGUGCUUCAGAAAAAGAAAAAGCAUUCAACAGAAGGUGUCAGGUUGACACCUCUGAAUGACAGCAGCCUCGACUUGUCUAUGGACAGUGAUAACAGCAUGUCUGUGCCUUCACCUACCAGUGCUAUGAAGACCAGUCCAUUGAACAGUUCUGGCAGCUCUCAGGGCAGGAACAGUCCUGCUCCAGCUGUAACAGCAGCAUCUGUGACCAACAUACAGGCUACUGAAGUUUCUGUGCCACAAGUAAAUUCCAGUGAAAGCUCAGGGGGUACAUCGAGUGAAAGCAUUCCUCAAACUGCCACACAACCAGCCAUUUCAUCACCACCAAAGCCUACGGUCUCCAGAGUUGUUUCUUCAACACGUCUGGUAAACCCACCACCAAGACCUUCAGGAAAUGCAGCAACAAAGACACCUAAUCCUAUAGUAGGAGUCAAGAGGACAUCCUCACCUCAUAAAGAGGAGAGUCCCAAGAAAACCAGAACAGAAGAGGAUGAGACAAGUGACGAUGCUAACUGUCUUGCUUUGAGUGGACGUGAUAAAACAGAAACAAAGGAACAACUUGAUACAGAGACAAGUACAACUCAAUCAGAAACCAUUCAGACAGCGGCUUCCCUGUUGGCCUCUCAGAAAACAUCCAGUACAGACCUUUCUGAUAUCCCUGCUCUCCCUGCAAAUCCUAUUCCUGUUAUCAAGAAUUCAAUAAAACUGAGAUUGAAUCGGUAAAAACAACCUCAGGGGUCCAUAAACAAUAUCUGCCAACUCAACCUGUUGUCUUCAAAUGCUCAAAAAGGAGAAUGGAGGGUACAAGACUAGACAUGACUGAAAAUGGAUUUAGGUUUUUUUUGUGACCUCCCUCACUGGGCUAAUCAGCACUUGAUCGGAAGUCCAGGUUAGUAUGUGAAGCCAGGAGUACUAUUAUUAUUGUGUUAGCAACAGUUGCAUUAACUAUUUCAAAAAAUUACUGCCUAAAAAAAAAAAAAAAACCUCAAGCUGUAUUCGUAUUCAUAAUUGACAUCUGGACUGGGUUUAUGUUUGCUGCAUUGUUUGGAAAACUUGCAAUACAAACUGGCAUAAGAAUUCCUUGUUGUGAUGAUGCACUUUUAUGUAUUUUUUUUUUUUUUUAUUAGAAAGUAGAACUAAUUUUAGAUUUUCAGCUUGAUGGGUUUUCAUUUUUUUCCUGAAGAAUUUCCUUUAUCAUCAGUCUUCAAAUUGGAUGCCAUUGUGCAGUGGUGUACUGUUAUACUUCAGAGAAAGGAUAAGAGUACUUUAUCCUUUAGUGCUGAACAUCUAGUUCAGUCCCUAUGAGGUAGCUGUAACCUUUAAAAAUGAAAUGUCAACUCUAGGGUAUAUAUUUGACAUUGAAAGAAUAAUUAGGAGAUACUUCAUUUUGAUGGGGUCAUGAUUAAGAAAUGCUAUAUUGGUUUUAUUUAUAGAAUUGUUUAGAGUGCAUACCAAUCAGUGAUCAGCCAACGAAUCUUUUUCUUUGAGCUUGUUAAAGCUCCAUAUUCUUUUGCCUUCAAUAUCUUGUCUUUGAAACAAAGGUUUCGCUCCCUCCCCGUUCUUUUUCUUUUCCCCUUUUUGCUUGUAUGCAUAAGGUAGGACUUCUUUCAUAAAAAAACAAAAUGCCAGUAUUUUCUUAAGCCAUGGUGUGAAACCAGUGACCCUGUGGCCACAUGGCACAGAACACUAAAUUUUGGUCCCAUGGCUGAAAUUUUAGGGUGACUAAAAAUCAUGCCUGUGAAACAUGAUAUCUGUCUUGGACGGCCAUUUGAUCUCUAAAUAUGAGGAAUUUUGUACACUCCACAGAACUCCUGUCUAUGGUAAAGUUGAUUUUCAAUUUUAAACGUGGGCAAAAAGGCAUUUUCUCCAAGAAUUUUAAACAAAUUUUUAUUUUUAAAUGGUUGAUCAAAAUUUGUCAGUAAGUUUUACAUGUAGAAACAUUUAAAAAUCAUUUCUAGCAAGCACUUGACAUCUAGUCAGCUCUCUACUCCUUUUUUCGUUUUGUUUUAUCCUAUCAGUAAAUAAUUCCACAUAAUUAAGCAGCAGAGCAUUCAUCUUUACAGAAUAUGAGGGAUGCCAGAUGUUGAUAAGCUUAGUUAUUCUUUCUUAAUCUGGACAAAGCAAACCUAACAGAUUUUUCUGAUGAGCAUGUUUUAUGAAUCCUCCAUUGUGCUCCAUUCUAUCACACGUGCAUUUUUCAUGUUAAACUGCAAUUACUUAAACUCUCCCCCUAUCCUUCUAAAUUAAUUUUCCGAAGUUGGAGUGUAGUCUUUUCCCCCUUAGGCUGUGCAUUAAUUGAGGCUUUCUUUUCACCAUACUUUGUAAUGUCUAGUAUACAGUAUUUCUACUUCCCACAUCUUUGCUCUGCACAGUCACCUUGCCCUUCCUCCUACCACCUAAGAAGAAAAGAUGGUCAGACUAACAGGUGAAGUCUACAAGGUGUCUGUGUGUUCUGUGUAGCUUCAGAGUUAGAUUGAAAUUGCCAGGCACAGAUUUAGUCUUGUCAUUUUGUUUACACGUUGGGGAAAAAGAAUUCAGUUUAUUAAAUGUUUCAUGUAACUGCACCCAAGUUUUGCCAAGCUGGGAACUUGGACCUUUUCUGUGUAGUGACUUUUUAAUUCUAGUUUUCAUAACUUGGAGAUCAGACUGUUGCUUUCGCAUGAUGUACGUAGUGUCUCAUGACUGGAGUUUGCUUUGUUUUAUAGUAUCUGUACUCCUUGUAUUUUUCAAGAGCUAUUUUGUAAACAGAUGAUGUAUUUCUCCAUUGAAAACACAAUAAAAAAAAAAAAACAGCACAAUCCCACAGUUGGCUGGUUUCU